UCCUCCUCCUCCUUCCCUCUCCGCCCCGCGCCAUGGCGAAGUGAAGCAGCCUGGAGCCUGGAGCCAGGGCCGGCUGGGGAUGCUCUGCUGCGGCCCCUCUCCCCGGCUGCCGGGCAGAAGGAGACCUCGCCCCCAGGAGAGCCAGAGCUGGAGCCGGGAAGGAGCCUCCGAGCCAUCGGGGGAGCCCUGAAGCCCAGCCCCGGCUGCGGAGAGGAACAAAGCCUUGCGCUGGCUGCAGGGCGCAGGAGGAGCCAGGAGCAGAGAGGGUCCCCAUGGCUGCCUCCUCCUCCUCAGUCUCAGCCUCCUCCUCGCCUCCUUCUCCUUCUCCUUUUCCUCCUUCUCCGCCUGGGGAGCCCAGCUUGGCCGGCUAAGAGGCAGCCCCCCUCCGCCUUGGGAGCCAGCUGGACUCGGAGGCAAAGGAAGGAAGGAAGGAGAGGGGCUGGGGCUUUUUCCCCUUCUGCUUUUGGGGCACAAAAAGAGGAGGCCGGGGGGGCAAGGAAGGUUGCUUUGGGGAGGGAAGGUGGGAGAGGAGCCUCCUUUAGGAACCCCCCCCAGAACCCCCUGCAAUUGAAACCCCAAAGAAGAGGGCUGAAGAUGCAAGGAAGCCCCUCUCUUUGAGGCUAGACUCUCCAUGAGAUUUCUCCCCCCUCCACAUACACACACACACAUUGGGGGGGUCUAUUGCUUCAUUUUUGGGGUGCCCCAGGCCCAGCAUUUGACCUUAAAGGCGAGGAGAAGCCAGCUUUGGGGCCCCCAAACCUCCCUGAAGUUGAAACUUAGAGGCAACCCCCAAAAGAGGAGGGUUUAAGAUGCAAGGAAGGCCCUCUCUUUGAGUCCAGAUUUCCAUAAGAUCCUCCCUCCCCACACAUUGGGGGUGUUAUUGCCUCAGUUUUGCCCUAGGGACCCCCAUUUGGGCCCCAGCAUUUGACCUGAGGGGUGAGGAGAAGCCCUCUUCCCUGCAGCUGAAACUUGGGGUGCUGGAAGGGAGGGCAACCCUAAAAAGAAGAGGUUGGAGGAUGCAAGGAAGGCCCUGUCUUUGAGUCUGGACUUCCAUAAGUGUCUGCCUCGCAUGCACCGCGGGCUUCGUUGCCUCAGUUUUGGCCCCAAGAGCCCCCAUUUGGACCCAGAGCAUUUGACCUUAGUGGUGAGGAGAAGGCCCUUUUCCUGCAGUUAAAACUUGGGGGGCUGGAAGGAGGGCAACCCCAAAAAGAAGAGGUUGGAGGAUGCAAGAAAGAAGCCCCCCUCUCUAGUUCUAGCUAUAAGCCUCCCCCACACAGUCUCUUGCCAAGGAAAGGGGAUUUCUUGUUUCAGUUUUGGCAACAUUUGGGGUGUCCCAGGCCCAGAGCGUUUGGCCCCAGGGGUGAGUUUUGGGGGUGUGCUGAGGCAGGGGGUGUGGAAUGGCUGGCAGAAGCCGCCACUCCUGGCUCAGCGUGUUGCUAGGUCUGGUCCUGGGCUUCAUCCUUGCUUCCCGGCUCAUCUUGCCCCGAGCCUCGGAGCUGAAGAAAGCCGGGCAUCAGAGAAAAGCCAGCCUGGAAGGGUGCAGGGCCAAAGGCGGCGGAGGCGGGGGGCUCCUGCUCCACCGGGACUCUCGGGGGGCUUUGCUUUGGCACCAGGAGGCGGCCACCACCACCCAGCGCCAAGGCGAGAUCCGGCCCGCCAAGAACUUUCUCUUUGUGGGGGUCAUGACGGCUCAGAAGUACCUGCAGAACCGAGCCGUGGCUGCAUACAGAACGUGGUCCAGCACCAUCCCUGGCAAGGUUGAGUUCUUCUCCAGCGAGGGUUCGGAUACCUCUCUUCCAAUUCCAAUAGUGCCACUGCCUGGUGUAGAUGACUCUUACCCACCCCAGAAGAAAUCCUUUAUGAUGCUCAAAUACAUGCAUGACCACUACUUGAACAAAUACGAAUGGUUCAUGCGGGCAGACGAUGACGUUUACGUCAAAGGGGACAAGUUGGAGAACUUCCUCCGGAGUUUGAAUAGUAGUGAACCUCUCUUCCUUGGACAGACAGGGUUGGGUACCACCGAAGAGAUGGGGAAACUGGCCCUGGAACCCGGAGAGAAUUUCUGCAUGGGGGGCCCAGGUGUGAUUAUGAGCCGGGAAGUGCUGCGGAGGAUGGUCCCUCACAUUGGGGAGUGCCUUCGAGAGAUGUACACCACCCAUGAGGAUGUGGAGAUCGGGAGAUGUGUACGAAGAUUUGCAGGAGUGCAGUGUGUGUGGUCUUACGAGAUGCAGCAGCUGUUUUAUGAGAACUAUGAGCAGAACAAAAAAGGUUACAUCAAAGACCUCCGUAACAGCAAGAUUCACCGAGCGAUCACCUUGCACCCAAACAAGAGCCCACCCUACCAGUAUAGACUCCAUAGCUAUAUGCUGAGUCGCAAAAUAGCAGAGCUGCGUUACCGGACCAUACAACUGCACCGAGAAAUUGUCCUCAUGAGCAAAUAUAGCAAUACAGAGGUCCACAGAGAUGAUCUCCAGCUAGGGAUCGCACCUUCAUUCAUGCGCUUCCAGCCACAUCAGCGCGAGGAGGUCUUGGAAUGGGAGUUCCUCACAGGAAAGUAUCUAUAUUCUGCUGCGGAUGGGCAGCCACCGCGUCGAGGCAUGGACUCCUCUCAGCAUGAGGCACUGGAUGAUAUUGUGAUGCAAGUCAUGGAGAUGAUCAAUGCAAAUGCCAAGACCAGAGGGCGGAUCAUUGACUUCAAGGAGAUACAGUAUGGCUAUCGUAGGGUCAAUCCAAUGUAUGGGGCAGAGUAUGUUCUUGACUUACUCCUUUUAUACAAGAAGCACAAGGGGAAGAAAAUGACGGUCCCUGUCAGGAGGCAUGCGUACUUGCAGCAGACCUUUAGCAAAGUUCAGUUUAUGGAGUAUGAAGAGAUGGACGCCAAAGAGCUGGCCAGUAAAAUCAACCAGGAAUCAGGGUCCCUGUCUUUCCUCUCCAAUUCCCUAAAGAUGUUCGUCCCAUUCCAGUUAAGUAAGUCGAAAGCAGAAAAGAAAGAACCCAAAGAUAAAAAGAUCAACAUCUUGAUUCCUCUCUCUGGACGCUUCGACAUGUUUGCACGCUUCAUGGUAAACUUUGAAAAGACUUGCCUAAUUCCUAACCAGAAUGUCAAACUGGUGGUCCUGCUUUUCAACUCAGACUCCAACCCAGACAAAGCAAGGCAAGUUGAACUGAUGAGAGACUAUCGCCUGAAGUAUCCCAAGGCAGACAUGCAGAUCUUGCCAGUAUCUGGCGAGUUUUCCCGCGCCCUGGCCCUAGAAGUUGGAUCCUCUCAGUUUAACAAUGAAUCGUUGCUGUUUUUCUGUGAUGUAGACUUGGUGUUUACAGCCGAGUUUCUCCAGCGGUGUAGAGCUAACACAGUUUUGGGGCGACAAAUUUAUUUCCCAGUCAUCUUUAGCCAGUACGAUCCAAAGAUUGUCUAUAGUGGAAAAGUUCCUAGCGAUAAUCAUUUUGCCUUCACCCAGAAAACUGGCUUCUGGAGGAACUAUGGCUUUGGGAUUGCCUGUAUUUACAAGGGCGAUCUUAUCCAAGCCGGUGGUUUUGAUGUUUCUAUCCAAGGUUGGGGUCUUGAGGACGUGGACUUGUUCAACAAAGUUAUUCAGGCUGGAUUAAAGACUUUCCGGAGCCAAGAGGUUGGAGUAGUCCAUGUGCAUCAUCCUGUCUUCUGUGACCUGAAUCUUGAUCCGAAACAGUAUAAAAUGUGUUUGGGGUCCAAAGCAUCGACGUAUGGGUCGGCACCGCAGCUGGCCGAACUGUGGCUACAAAAGAACGAACCGGGCUUUGGGAAGAACAGCAUUGCAAAUGGUUCCCUGAGGACAGCCUAAUAUCCAGCUAUGCUGGGCAGAAAACAGUUUAAAAAAACUACCUAUUUCAAUUUUUUUAUUGCCCUAAUUUAUUUUAUUUUCAUUUCUUUUUUUGGAAACAUUUUGAUAGUAGAUUUUUUUAAAAGAAAAGACCGCACAAGGGUAUAUUUUAGAAACCAUCGUUUUCUUACAAGGAUCUUCUAGACCUUUUUUUCUGAACAAAACUGUGAUGAUCAACCUUUGCCUUUUCGAACAAACAUCAGUGGCUGAGUAUUAUGAAUUGCCUGAUUCUGACAACUUGAAAUAAAUCCUCCCUUUCCCCUUUAGAUAGAUUUUUGUUUAAGGAAAGUUUAAAAAUGCCUCCCUUUCUAUAUGCGACACCUCACUGUUCAUUUAGGUGCUUGGGUUAUUCCAGCAAUGCAAAGUGGCACAAAAGAUUUGCUUAAUGUUUGGGGGUUUUCCCCCCUCUCUUGGUAUUCUUACAGAAUAAAUGGAUUCUUCCUUGAAUUAAAAGUAUUAGAACAAAGAAAAGGAUAUACAGUAACAGUGUUAGCCAAUUUGCUUACAGGAAUAUUCAUUUUGGUUGACAUUUCAACCUAAAAACGUACCUUUUGCUCACUUGUAUUUGGAGCAACCAGAAAGGAAAGGGGAAUUGAGCACAACCUUGAUAAUCCAUACCUUUGUUUUAACAAAAAGAAAGAAAAGAAAAAGUACUUCCUUUUUUUGGUCCAUAUUUGGAUCAAAUGUUUAGACAAAAAUCUGUAGCAGAUUCUGAGAUCUUCUAAAUCCGAUGUUUUGGGCAGGUGCCUGGAUGACAAAGAAGAACACUUUAGUUUAUAGAGGGGGAAAAAUGAUAUUUCUUUGCUGCAAAAAGCAACAAAUGUAAAUCUGAGACACUCCAAAUUCAAGGUGUUGGGAAAAUAUUUUAUUUCCCCCCCAACCAGUUACAGUAUUUGGAUUGGGAACAAUUUACUCUGUUUCCUUUGCGUAAUUAGUUUGGUUUUUUUGCUUUCUGUAUUGGGUAGGCCUUUAAUUUAUUUAAUAUCCUUUGUUUUUAGGUUUCUGUCCUUUUUUAUUUUUAAUAACGGCUAGACAUUAAUAUUAAUAUUUAUGUAUCUUAGGAAUGUAUUGCAUUUUCUUACUGUUAAAGAUAGCCUACAUCUUGCUUUGCAGUAAACCGAUCUCCAAAGAGUCUCUCAAAAUUGUUCUUGUUUAUUUUCUAAGAAUUACUUUUUAAAAGGAGUCAUUGAAACCUUCAGAUUUCGGUAAUAGAAACUGUGGGAAAACCUGUGCCUCAUCAUAAUAGAAACUUUAAAAUAUAGUGCUCAUAACAUAUCUCAAUGCAUUUGAAUAAAAAACCCAAGCUCUUUUCUAUUGAUCCUUACAGUGGCUCCAGAACAUGGGUCCAUAGUACAGUUCCAUGUUGGCAGUGUGUGGCAAGCUUUAUUUCUCCACAUAGAAAAUGAAAAUGAGUAAAUAAUAUGUUCCUGUACUACAUUCUUCAUUUCUGGUUGUGCUUCGGCAUAAAGUUAUUGAAUCUACAUAUGGAAGCAAAGUUGUUAAAAUGGCUACUGAAGAGAGUGGUGCUUUGGAUCAGAAUGGUAAGAUAGUUCUUCAAAUUGCCACUCACCUGGUUGCCUGUUACAGGUAAGAUCGCCUCUAGAUGAUUCAGCUGAAGGUUUUGUAACGUUGCAGGAUGUCAGUGUGACAAAAAGACUGGUAUGGGUGUCUGAUGAGUAGCCACACCUAUAGCUACACACCAGUUAGAGCUUGAGAAUCUUACCUUUUUGUAUGGGAACUCCCCAAAUCAUCCCCUGAUAAUGCUGAAUAAGGGAUUCUGGGAAUUGUCCAUAGAUGUACCUUUCCAAAGCUCUUGCUUCACCAUUAAGAGCAUCCUGAUUCUGAUAGCUGCCUUUCAUGGUUUUAUGUAUUCCAAAUGAUAUUUUUUAUUUAUUGUGAUUUUACUGGGGUGGUGGUGGAUGCUUGUUACUGUACAUUGCCCUGAAGGGCUUUAAU
Molecule: messenger RNA, 5813 nt
Organism: Sceloporus undulatus (fence lizard)
Lineage: Eukaryota; Metazoa; Chordata; Lepidosauria; Squamata; Phrynosomatidae
Gene: CHSY1
Product: chondroitin sulfate synthase 1
Exons: 3
Coding region: 1398-3818 (806 amino acids)
Cellular component (GO): Golgi cisterna membrane
Molecular function (GO): glucuronosyl-N-acetylgalactosaminyl-proteoglycan 4-beta-N-acetylgalactosaminyltransferase activity
Source: RefSeq, a predicted model, not a curated record